Molecule: messenger RNA, 447 nt
Organism: Cylicocyclus nassatus
Lineage: Eukaryota; Metazoa; Nematoda; Chromadorea; Rhabditida; Strongylidae
Source: the annotation of a GenBank genome assembly
AUGAUAUUCUGGGUCGGAGGACUUAUUCUUGGCCUUACCAAAUUAUUCUACCCAGAACUGCCACGGCCAGAAUAUCCAGAAAAGGGAGAUCCACCGUGUAAAGCGCAAAAAGUGCAUCUUCGUAGAGCUUUUUUUACGGGAUUCCAAUUGGAAGUCAAGUCCCAGACAGGUCAUACGUUGGAUCCUGAUUGCAUCACGGCUGGCGCUGCUCAGGAUGCGCUCACGACUUUCAGGGAACAUGAUCCUGGGCGAGGAAGACCGCCCCAUACAGUCAAAAUCAAUCGUGGAUUGCAACGAGUUCCCUUGGGCAGAGAAGUUGCCAGACGCCUUUUAAAUGACUACGAAGGAUGGAAGAGAGUGAGUUAUUAUGAACUUGUUUUGUUUCAACCCUCUCAAGCAGAAGGAGUGAUGACUUUAGGCUGGUCAACCCAACCCACCUUGUCAUAA